AUGCGGUGCGGUUGGCGCGGCAGCCGGCUGCUCCAGCUCCUGCUCAACCUGGUCCAGCUCAUCGUCGCCGAAGACUCCCUGUCACAACUGUUGUCCCGGCUGGACGAUUCGCACCAAUGUGGUCGCGCGAUCUCAGCCGGUCGACUGCUUUCAACGGCCAUCAACGCACGGUUUCCGCGGCUUAUUCCGCUUGCGCGGUUCUUUGCCGAACAUCCAGGAGACUUCGAUGCCACCUUUCUCGAGAACUCAUCAUUCGACCUGAAACCGCCACUGAGGGCCAAUCUGACCGGCUACAAUCCCUUAUAUGCUCUCGAAUACAGCUGCGAGAACGUUACUAGCCGAUGGCUGCCUACAAUCGUCUUUCCCACCAGGGAUCCAAAUGCGACCACCAGACGAGCCUACCUCACUCUUCGUAUGGAAUUCGAUUUAGAUCUAUGCAAUAGUAUUCCCUGCAGCACAAAGUGCACAUGGACAGUACAUGGCGGUUUACGUGUGUUGGCAAAGACGUGCUGUGGUAAAGGCGAAGAUUUAGCGCUUUGUAGGACAGAUCCUGACAGAAAUCGUCCGAUGCUGUUGGUGGCAAAUGCAGCCUGUGCUGUCGCUUGCUUGGCGCUGAUCCCUGUCGUCUGUCGGGCACGUCGACGUGAACAGGAAGCUCGCGGAUGGGCGCUCAUGGAACUCUUUCUCAUUGGAGCCAGCAUUCUCUACUUGAUUUUGCUCAUCGACUGGUUCGCACCGCCGGAGGCUGGAUGUUGCGUAGCAGUAUGGCUGAGACAAAUCGGGUUCAGCACCUUUUACGGAUCCAUUGUGCUCAAGAUAUACCGAAACUUGCAAGAAUAUCGCGUAAGAAAAGCGCAACACGUCUCCGUUAGGGAAAAGGACAUGGUAAAAUACCUCGUCGGAAUGCUCGCUCUUACUAUCACGGGUUUAAUGGCUUGGACGGUAGGGUCAUGGGGUGAUCCGGCACUGUGGAGGACGGCAUGGCCACAGUGUCGGAUGCAAGGAUGGCAUGUCAUUUGGCAUUGUUACGAGUUACUCUUUCUACUCUAUGGAAUGCGGCUUUGUUACAAGGCUCGCAAUAGCGAUUGGCUGGAACGAUGGCAAUUUACAGUUGCUGUGUGUUUGGAAGCUGUUAUCACACUCAUGGCAAAUCUUAUC
Messenger RNA from Cooperia oncophora, 1158 nucleotides. NCBI's taxonomy places the organism in Eukaryota, Metazoa, Nematoda, Chromadorea, Rhabditida, Trichostrongylidae. The record is from the annotation of a GenBank genome assembly.